AUGGAACUGAGACUACGCUUCCCAGGACGCACCGCGGCACAUCCCGACUACCAUCGCGGCCAGAGCGGGGCACGCCGGGACGGAGAUUCUUGGGCUGUAAUGGGCCUCGGGAACUCCCUGUCCCUACGCUGGCGGCUGCCACUGCACUGUCCAGGAUCUUCGAAGACCAAACCAGAAAUUGAGAGACUCAAGACACUGAUAUAUUUUUUAACAGGUUACUGCCCGGACAAAUUCGCGCUGGCGGCCGAGUGCUAUGAGCAGCUGAGCCAGCUGCACCCGGAACUGGAGCAGUACCGCCUGUACCAGGCCCAGGCCCUGUACAAGGCCUGCCUUUAUCCCGAGGCCACCCGGGUCACCUUCCUCCUCCUGGACAGUCCCGCCUACCACAGCCGAGUCCUCCGCCUGCAAGCUGCUAUCAAGUACAGCGAGGGCGAUCUGUCAGGGGCCAGGAGCCUGGUGGAGCAGCUGCUGAGUGGGGAAGGGGCAGAAGAAAGUGAGGGCGACAACGAGGCUGAUAGCCAGGUUAACCUGGGUUGUCUGCUGUACAAGGAGGGUCAGUAUGAAGCAGCAUGUGCCAAGUUUUUUGCGGCCCUGCAAGCCUCGGGCUGCCGGCCUGACCUUUCCUACAACCUGGCUUUGGCUUAUUACAGCAGCAGGCACUAUGCCCCUGCGUUGAAGCAUAUCGCUGAUAUUAUAGAACGUGGCAUCCGCCAGCAUCCAGAGCUGGGUGUGGGCAUGAGCACUGAGGGCAUUGAUGUUCGCAGUGUUGGCAACACCUUAGUGCUCCACCAGACUGCUCUGGUGGAAGCCUUCAACCUCAAGGCAGCCAUAGAAUACCAACUGAAGAACUACGAGGCAGCUCAGGAAGCCCUCACUGACAUGCCACCCAGGGCAGAGGAAGAGUUGGACCCUGUGACGCUACACAACCAGGCAUUAAUGAACAUGGAUGCUAAGCCGACAGAAGGGUUUGAAAAGCUACAGUUUUUGCUGCAGCAGAAUCCCUUUCCCCCAGAGACUUUUGGCAACCUGUUGCUGCUCUACUGUAAAUAUGAGUAUUUUGACUUGGCAGCAGAUGUCCUGGCAGAAAAUGCCCAUUUGACUUACAAGUUCCUCACACCCUAUCUCUAUGACUUCUUAGAUGCCUUGAUCACUCAUGUUCUGUUCAUGCAGGAAAACAAAUACAAAGAAGCCAUCGGUUUCUAUGAGCCCAUAGUCAAGAAGCAUUAUGAUAAUAUCCUGAAUGUCAGUGCAAUUGUAUUAGCUAACCUCUGUGUUUCGUAUAUUAUGACAAGUCAAAAUGAAGAAGCUGAAGAGCUGAUGAGGAAGAUCGAAAAGGAAGAAGAGCAGCUCUCUUAUGAUGACCCAGAUAAGAAAAUCUACCAUCUCUGCAUUGUGAACUUGGUAAUAGGAACUCUUUACUGUGCCAAAGGAAACUAUGACUUUGGUAUUUCUCGAGUUAUCAAAAGCUUGGAGCCUUAUAAUAAAAAACUUGGAACUGAUACUUGGUAUUAUGCCAAAAGAUGUUUCCUGUCCUUAUUAGAAAACAUGUCAAAACACACAAUCAUGCUUCGUGACACUGUUAUUCAAGAAUGUGUCCAGUUUCUACAACACUGUGAACUUCAUGGCAGAAACAUACCUGCCAUUAUAGAACAACCGCUAGAAGAAGAAAGGAUGCACAUUGGAAAGAAUACAGUCACAUAUGAGUCCAGACAGUUAAGAGCUCUGAUUUAUGAGAUUAUAGGAUGGAAUAUAUAAUGACUGAU
Otolemur garnettii (small-eared galago) is the source of this 1763-nucleotide messenger RNA. RefSeq names its product tetratricopeptide repeat protein 30A. Lineage: Eukaryota; Metazoa; Chordata; Mammalia; Primates; Galagidae. Gene Ontology annotation, cellular component: axonemal microtubule; intraciliary transport particle B. Bases 1 to 1755 code for a protein of 584 amino acids. The record is from RefSeq and is a predicted model, not a curated record. The transcript has 3 exons. Gene Ontology annotation, molecular function: protein binding; intraciliary transport particle B binding. Gene Ontology annotation, biological process: intraciliary transport.